UGGACUGUGGAACCUGAAUGGUGGAACGCGUUGGGAAGUCAAUGUGAGCUGUCGCGGCCGCGCUGUUAAGAGUCUACACUGCAAAAACAACUGUGAACGUGAACGGUAACGAAAAAAAUUUAUCCGACCGCUCCAAAAUCCAUCCGGUGGCUCCAGCAACAUCCUGUUUGAAAAAAUAUCCACAGGACUAUACAGGAGGACCUCUGUUUUUUGCUGAACUGAUACUGGCCAGGACUGCCUGGCAACCUCUUUCAUAUAUCAUUUGCCCUUUAUAUGGCCUGAUUUGGGCCACCACCAGGAGCAGCCCCCCGAAAUCAGAGCAAAGAUUAGAGCCAACUCCGGAACAAUGGCAUUGCCGAGCUGCCUCUUAACGGUUCUGGGACUGACGGUCAUAGCCUCCCUCUCCCUGACCACCGAUGCCCUGCCCAUCACAUCGCGGCCCGUGGAGGACAUCCAGCGGAUGGUGUGGAAGGACUGGGUGAACCUGGGACCCGAACAGCAGACCCUCGAGAAGGAGAAGAAGGUCACGGCCAAGUCGAUAUUCACGCUGCCCUUCCGCCACUGCCCGCCCCACCACACCCUCUACAACGAGCUCUGCAUCCCCCAGAGCAACAUCAAUCCCAACCAGCUGAUUGUCCAGGAGCUGAUCCUGGCCGAGACCGCCAACGGCAAGCCCCCGCCGGCCCCCAUCGCCGACUACGAUUAUGGGGAUGAGCCGGAGGACAGUGACGAAAUAGUGUUCGAUAUUGGUGGCAUUCCAUUGCCGGCCAUCGGUCCAGUCCAGCCAUCUGGCCAGGAUCAGGCGCUGCCCAGCGAGGAUGCCCCGCUGAAGUUUAACAUUUUCGAGAAGAAAUUCCCCACGGGAACGGGUGAACCCGACACUGAGCUGGGAGCACUGCUGGGAGCCAUUCCCCCGCCAGUCGCGACAAACACAAAUGCGACAAACACAACAGCUCCGGAAUCGUCAUCGAGUCCUCCGCCUCCGGGCUAUGGGAUGGAUGAUGGGAAUCGCAUUGCCAACGGCGACCUACAGGCCUCCUCCAGCAAUGCUUUGGCCACCACGGCAACACUCACACUGCCCAGCAGCACCACCACUACUACCACUAGCACCACCACCACCACCACCACUAGUCGCAGUGACAUUGGCAAUGUGGAGGCCAUUGUUUUGCCGGCGGAUGGAUCGGCGGUGCAGUUGGUGACAGGUUCUUUGACCGACGGAGGCGAGCCGGAUGCGAAAACGAAUGGAAAUCGUAAACCGAAUAUGGAGGCGGAGGCGGAUCUGGCCCAGCUGCUCAAGGACGACGCGUUUGUGCCGGCCUACGAGGGCAGCAUCGAGGUGCUCCAGCCCCCGUUCAGCCAUCGCCGGGUGUCGCCGCCGUUGAGCGCCGUUCUGGAGGUGAAGAACACCGCCAUCACAACCACCAGCGACGAAGACCUGGAGAUCGAGGGCUCCUCGGAGGAGGGCGAGGAGGAGACAACUACCACCGAUAUAGUGCCAGUGCCGGAGGAAGAGGAUGCUGGGACAACAAUCGCCACAGACGACGAUGAGACAACAGAUAUUGUGGAGAGCUCCCUGACGCCCACAACAAUGGAUCCUGAAACAGAAACAGAAACAGAAAGAGCAACGACGUUGGAGUCGCUUGUUCCAGACUUAGAUGAAGGUAAAAAUGGUCUCGUCUUGAUAAAAUCGAAAGUGCAACCGGUUCAGGUGACAACAACAACUGCCAGAGCCAGUAGUGAUGCCUAUACCAGCUCGACUAGUGACCGGUUUCAUUAUCAGCACUUCGAAGAUGUUGCUGCUGGCAGCAGUACAACAUCAGCAACAUCACAAGCAACAUCACAAGCAACCGAGUCAUCUAGCAGCAGUAAUAGCAUCAGAAAUCGGAGCCAACUGCUUGAGGAGAGCGACAAUCUAAUGACAAACACAAUUGGGGAGGAGGAGGAGGGCCAUAAGACGACAAGUGAAAUUAAUGUCGAGCAGGAGCUGAAGCUCAUCAAUGAGCUGGUGAAGAACAAGAUGAAGUUGCAGAUGCGGACAGCAACAUCGGAGGCAACAACAGAGUCAUCUAGCUCUCAGGCCUGGUCAAAGGUGAUGCCAGAACUAGCAACAUCAACUGCAACAGCAACAUCAACUGCAACAUCAACUGCAACUGCAACAUCUACAACUACGGAGACAGCAUUACCAGAAACUACAACAUCACAAGCAGCCCCAACAACUUUAAGUAUUAGUAAUCCUAGCAAUAGGAAUAGUAAAAUAAUUAGAGUAGACCCAUCACCAGAAACAGCAACAGCAACUAAAGCAACACUAACAAGCAACAGCAACAGCAAAAGCAACAGCAACAUGAGCGAUGGCUAUACCCCCUUCUGGUGGCUGCCGAACAUCGGCUGGCGUUUGGAUCGCCAGGUCGAUGAGAAUGGCGAGGAUCGCUCCUUACUGUUGAGACUCUUCAGCACAUUUCGUGGCAGCGACAGGUCCUCCGAAGGACUACGCUGAUCUGUUGCAGCAGCAACAUCCCAGCAGCAGCAGCAGCAGCAGCAACAACACCUAAGUAGCCCUGCUCCUUGCUCUUUUCCAGAGCAACUGGAGCAGGAGCCUCCCAAAACACAAACACUUGCUGUCGAUUUCAAUUUAGUGUUGAAGUCCGUUCACAGUCGUACCAUCUCGUGUCAGAGUUAUUAUUUAUUUUUUAAUGUUCUACCGCCUUUUUAAUGUUUCGAAUUGAGUGUUAAAUAGUGCCGAAGCCAUGUCCUGAUUGUAAAUAGUAUUUUGAGCAACAACUUUUCAUUUUUAGAUUUCUAAUCACAAUUUUCUCUUUGAUGAGUGCUUCAGUUUUUCUUUUAAGUUGUUGAUUUAAUUUUAGUUUGAUUUUUUUUUUCAAUUAUUAUUUUUUUUUAUUAAUAUUAAUACAUUAAUUUAAAGGAUAGUUUUAUGCUGCUGGCUUUGUUGCUGCCGUUGCCUUAGCAAUAUUUAAUUGUGAUUAUAUAAUAAUAGAACCGUAGCCCUAAGUGAGUGUUAGGAUGUAGGACUUGAAUGUAUCACCCUUCCAGGUUUCUAAUAUUUUUUUUUUAUUCUACAUAAUUAUACAAUUAAUACUACUAUUAAAAAACUAUAUAUUGUAUGUAUCGGUGUGUAAAGUAAAGAUAUACUAUAUUGUUGUA
Messenger RNA from Drosophila ananassae, 3159 nucleotides. RefSeq names its product protein folded gastrulation. The transcript has 4 exons. The record is from RefSeq and is a predicted model, not a curated record. Bases 347 to 2494 code for a protein of 715 amino acids. NCBI's taxonomy places the organism in Eukaryota, Metazoa, Arthropoda, Insecta, Diptera, Drosophilidae.